This is a messenger RNA of Elephantulus edwardii (Cape elephant shrew), 2460 nucleotides long. It is a transcript of the gene PGBD1, whose product is annotated as piggyBac transposable element derived 1. The transcript is spliced from 6 exons. The coding region runs from base 1 to 2460 and encodes 819 amino acids. The record is from RefSeq and is a predicted model, not a curated record. Gene Ontology annotation, molecular function: sequence-specific DNA binding. Lineage: Eukaryota; Metazoa; Chordata; Mammalia; Macroscelidea; Macroscelididae.
AUGUAUGAAGCUUCAGGCCUUGCUCUUGAAGAUGAAAAGGGCCUUGUGAAGGUGAAAGAGGAAAAUCCCACACUGGAGCAGACAUAUGCUCUACAGGAGAGCAGCCCCCAUACUCAGGAGCGAUGUCGCUUGCACUUCCGAAAAUUCUGCUACCAUGAGGCUUCUGGGCCCCGGGAAGCUCUGGCCCAGCUCAGAGAACUUUGCCAUCAGUGGCUUAGGCCAGAGGUGCACACCAAAGAGCAGAUCCUGGAGCUGCUGGUGCUGGAGCAGCUCCUGACCAUCCUGCCGAAAGAACUUCAGACCUACAUGCAGAUAUAUCAUCUGGAGAGUGGAGAGGAAGCAGUGACAGCACUGGAGAAUCUAGAGACAGAGCAUGGAGACACAGGACAACAGGCUUCAGUCUACAUUAAAGAACAGGACAUGCAUCUAGCAGUGAAUGAACAUCAAGGAGACUCUUCAGAGCAACAGCACCUCCAGCUCCUACCUGGGACAACCAUCCUAAAGUGUGAACUUCCAGAUCUUCAUUUCCAAGAAGUGAGUGGCCCUGCUCCCCAAAGGCCAGCCCCUUUCGAGGAAGAAAACCCUGGAGACAAGGCAGCAGUGUUUGUGUGUAACCCAGUCAGGUCCCAGACACUGGUGAAGACUGAGGAAACAGCAUCCCAGGCCCAUGUCCCACAGGAGUGGCCACAACAGGGUCUGGCUCAGAGGAACCUCUGUGAGAACUCUGCUCAGGAGAAGAUUACAAACCUCAGUCUGAUGACUGAAGAAGUUGUGAGUAAAGAUGGAUUGUUUUCUGCAAAGGAAGAACCUUCUGAAGAAAUGAACCCAGGCGGGGAGAUAUCAGGGGUACCCAACAGAAAUUGUGUACCCCAGUUCUCUUGUAGUCCCUCUGUCCCUCCUGAAAGGACAGUUGCACAUUUGAACACUCUGAAGACCUGUCACCCAGGUGACUUGUGGGCCCGGAUGCACAUUUCAUCCUUGGAAUAUGCUGCAGGAGACAUUACUCGCAAAGGGAGAAAGAAGGACAAAGCUCGUGUGAGUGAACUGCUCCAAGGCCUAGCAUUUUCUGGUGACUCUGAUGUGGAGGAAGAUGAGCUAGAGACCCAGCCUACUCAAAAGAAGUUCAAGCAGUCAAGUGUCCCAGAGAAGAAAUGGGCCAAAAGAGACCUUAAACCCAGCUUCCCAAGCUGGUCAGCACUAGAUUCUGGACUUUUGAAUCUCAAGAAUGAAAAGUUGAACCCUGUUGAGCUCUUUGAAUUAUUUUUUGAUGAUUACACUUUCAACUUGAUUGUCAAGGAAACCAAUAAUUAUGCAUUUCAGAAAAAUGUCAACUUGGAAGUUACAGUUCAGGAAAUGAAGUGUGUAUUUGGCAUCCUGCUUUUGAGUGGAUUUGUGAGGCGUCCUAGAAGGGAUAUGUAUUGGGAAAUAUCUGAUGCAGAUCAAAAUCUGGUUAGAGAUGCAAUUAGAAGGGACAGAUUUGAAUUGAUUUUCUCAAACCUACACUUUGCAGAUAAUAACCACUUAGACCAACAAGAUAAGUUUACAAAAUUAAGGCCUCUCAUAAAGCAACUGAAUAAAAAUUUCCUCUUAUAUGCUCCCCUAGAAGAACACUAUUGCUUUGAUAAGUCCAUGUGUGAAUGCUUCGAUACUGACCAGUUCCUGAAUGGAAAGCCUAUUAGAAUUGGAUAUAAAAUCUGGUGUGGUACAACCACACAAGGCUAUCUGGUUUGGUUUGAACCCUAUCAAGAAGAAUCAACUGUGAAAGUUGAUAAGGAUCUUGAGCUUGGUGUAGGUGGGAAUCUAGUGAUGAGCUUUGCUGAUGCUCUUCUAGGGAAAGGCCAGUAUCCCUAUCACUUGUGUUUUGAUAGCUUCUAUACAAGUGUCAAAUUGGUGUCAGCUUUGAAGAAGAGAGGAUUGAGGGCAACAGGAGCAAUUCGUGAAAACAAGAUUGAAAAAAAUCCCCUUAUGAAUGCGGAACACAUGAAAAAAAUGAAGAAGGGAUCUUUUGAUUUCCGAGUGGAAGAAAAUGAUGAGAUAAUGUUGUGCAGUUGGCAUGGCGAUGGUGUCAUCAGUCUGUGCUCCAAUGCAGUAGGUAUAGAACCAGUGAAUGAAAUAAGUUUUUUUGCUGCUGCUGCUGCUGCUGAGAUCCUUCAGAUAAGCCAGCCCUCUAUAGUGAAAGUGUAUGAUGAAUGUAAAGGAGGCGUGACUAAAAUGGAUAAAAUAAUUUCCAAAUAUAGAGUAAGAAUAAGAAGCAAGAAAUGGUACUUAAUUUUGGUGAGCUACAUGAUUGAUGUAGCAAUGAGCAAUGCAUGGCAGCUACACAGAGUCUGUAACCCAGGCGCUUCUCUAGACCUCUUGGAUUUUCGGAGAUGUGUUGCACAUUUCUACUUGGAACACAAUGCUAAUAAAAUGGACACAAGACUUGUAACAAGUUACAAAAAAGUAGUAACUACACAUUAG